CCACAUAAUCAAUGAGCUUAUAGAAACAGAACGGGUUUACGUAGAAGAACUUCAAAGUAUAAUUGAGGGGUAUGCUUCAGCAAUGGACAAUCCCAGCUUAGUACAUCUGAUUCCUUCUGCACUCCAGAACAAGAAGGAAAUUCUUUUUGGGAACCUCCCAGAAAUCUACGAUUUCCACAACAGGAUUUUCCUUAAGGAGAUAGAAAAUUGCAUUGAAAAUCCUGAUCUUCUUGCCCGAUGCUUUUUGAAAAGAAAAGAGGACCUCCAAAUAUAUGAAAAAUACUGUCAGAACAAGCCAAGGUCUGAAGCUCUCUGGAGACAGUGUGGAGACAGCAUCUUUUUUCAGGAAUGUCAGCGUAAAUUGGACCAUAAGCUCUCCCUAGAUGCUUAUCUCUUAAAGCCAGUCCAGAGAAUCACUAAGUACCAGUUGCUGUUAAAGGAAAUGCUGAAGUGCAGCAAGAAUUCAGAGGGUACUGCUGAAUUGGAAGAAGCCCUGGCCACAGUGCUUGAUAUCAUCAAAUCAGUAAAUGACUCCAUGCACCAGAUAGCAAUUACAGGAUAUGAGGGGGAUGUUGGUGAGCUUGGCAAGCUGUUGAUGCAAGGUUCCUUCAAUGUGUGGACCGACCACAAGAAGGGUCACAACAAGGUGAAGGAUUUGGCUAGAUUCAAACCAAUGCAGAGACACCUCUUCCUCUAUACAAAGAUGCUACUUUUCUGCAAGAAACGGGAGGAGAACACAGAUGGCCAUGAGAAGACUGCUUCAUACAGCUUUAAAAAUUCAUUAAAGAUGAGCACUGUGGGCAUUACAGAAAAUGUAAAAGGGGAUAACAAGAAGUUUGAGAUCUGGUAUAAUGGCAGAGAAGAGGUCUAUAUCAUUCAGGCAUCUUCUGUUGAGCUGAAAAACACCUGGAUUUCAGAGAUUCGCAAAGUCCUGACAGGACAACUGGAAGCAUGUAGAGAAGCAAGUCAAUUGCACCAAAGAAUCACUGAAAGUGUAUACCAUGCACCGAUGGAUUCCUCCAAUGCAAGCAGGUAUACCAGGAAAUCAUCAAGUCUGUAUGAAAACAAAUCUGAGACAUCAAACGUGGAAGCAUCUAACAAUAAAAACAGGAAUUCCAGUCCCAAUGCCAGACAAAAGAGAGUUGAUGCUUCCACCAGCCUUAACCUUGAGCGCACAGCGCUUGCUAGAAAGCGAUUCACAUUGCAAGGUCUUUCCAACCGCAGAGCUCCACCCAAAGAUCCAGAAUCUAAGGAAAGAGAAGUUACCCGUCGCUUUUCCUUAGCCUCCUCCAUCAGCACCACAGUUAAUGCUUCUGCUGUGAGCAAAGGUCCCCUUGUUCCUGCAGUUAAAGUCAAGAGACAUGAAAUAAAGAGUGACCCAACUCCCCUGGGGUUUGAAGAUGCUUUUGAGAACACCAUAUUGGCCCAGACUAAAUGUAAUACCGGUUCCACCACGAGACCUGUACCUAGAUCUGCUUCACAGACAGGUUGGCCUAGCAGGCAAAUGCCAUCUCUAGACACAUUUGAAGAUUUCGAAGCCAUCCCCUCCAGCACAGAUGAACUCUCCAACUCUUCUGACUUGGAGGAAGAGACCAACCCUAACAAUGGGACCAAUCUUUUUCGGGUAGAAGGCAGUUUUGACAGCUGUUUCCCGGAUUCUCUUACACUUGAGGAUGGAGAUUUAGUGCAGUUUGUGCAGGAAGGAGAAAACGGUCAAUGGUUGGUGAAGAAACUGGUCUCUGAGAAAAGCGACUGGGUUCCUUCCAGUAUAUUGCAACCAGCAGAGGGGGACAGUAACAACAUAAUUAAGAACAGCAAUGCAG
Messenger RNA from Mesitornis unicolor (brown roatelo), 1823 nucleotides. RefSeq names its product guanine nucleotide exchange factor DBS-like. Gene Ontology annotation, molecular function: guanyl-nucleotide exchange factor activity; protein binding. Gene Ontology annotation, cellular component: cytoplasm. Gene Ontology annotation, biological process: intracellular signal transduction. The record is from RefSeq and is a predicted model, not a curated record. The transcript has 18 exons. NCBI's taxonomy places the organism in Eukaryota, Metazoa, Chordata, Aves, Mesitornithiformes, Mesitornithidae. The annotation marks the transcript as partial.